AUGACUCAAAACAAUGAUCUUCUUUCUUCCGAGUUAAACAAAUGGACUAAAAGCAUGCUCGUUGACUAUAUAGUGGCGCAGACUCUGCCCACUGGUGUGAAGCUAAGUGACGACUUGUCUAAGUUUUUAAAAGAUUCUUCUUCUGAUCCUGUUUCGCCUUCGCAUGAAAACUCAAUUAAUAUUGCUAAUAUUCUCCAAUCCGUGGUUGUGGAGCUCAAAUCCGUGGCUCUUAGUAACGCUAAGCUACAUGAUAAGCUCAACCACCUCAAUGCGGCACCUAAUGCCCAAACUCCCAAAUCAAAUGUUCAACUCUUUAAACUGCCCGUUGAUGUACACCCGAAGUCGGUUACGGGUAAUCAACCCGCAAACCGAUUGACUGCCAGUGAAUCUUCGUCUGUAAAAUCAAAAUUCAUUGUUGGUUCUGUAAAGAACUCAUCUUCCAAGCUGUCAUCAGUGCCUGUGCGUAAGCAUGUUGAUAUUUUUGUCUCGAGGCUUGAUCCAAGUGUUACAACUGCCCUGCUAGAAUCUGAAUUGUUCAAUGGUUACUCAGACGUGACCAUCAGCAAAAUGGUUACAAGGCAUCCAUCAUACUCUUCGUUCCAUAUUCGUCUGCCUGCGGAUAAGCUGGAUAUUGUCCUCGAUCCUGCAUUCUGGCCCGAUGGUGUAAUGGUCAAACGUUUUUGGGGUCGUCUUGCUCCUGAGAUGAUUCAAGACGCCACUCCAAAAAACUGA
This is a messenger RNA of Macrosiphum euphorbiae (potato aphid), 732 nucleotides long. NCBI's taxonomy places the organism in Eukaryota, Metazoa, Arthropoda, Insecta, Hemiptera, Aphididae. The record is from the annotation of a GenBank genome assembly.